AUGUCUGGCUGCUGCUGUUCUAGGAAAUGCCCCUCCCUUCCCAGCCGUCUCCUCUCUGGCUCUACUGAAGUGAAGCUGUGGAGGCCCAUCUGCCUUACCACAGCUACCUGCCGGAGCCAGACGUGGCAGCUCGUGACUUGCUGAGGACAGCUGUGGGGUCAUCUGGCUGUGUGCUCACAAAUGCCUGGCACGCCUUCGUGUUCUGUAAGCAGUUGCUGCCAGCCGGUGUGCUGCGAGGCCACCGUCUGCGAACCUUCUUGCUCUGCGGGCAGUUGUGCUCAACCUGUGUGCUGCGAGGCCACUGUUUGUGAGCCUUCUUGCUCUGCCGGCAGUUGCUGUCAACCAGUGUGCUGCGAGGCCACUAUCUGUGAGCCUUCCUGCUCUAUGAGCGCCUGUGCUCAACCUGUGUGCUGCGAGGUCACCAUGUGCCAGCCUUCUUGCUCCAUGAGCAGCUGCCAGCCUGUGUGUUGUGAGGCUACACCCUGCCAGCCAGUUCUCUGCUUGCCCGCAUCCUGCCAGCCAGUGAUCUGUGAGCCUAGCUGUUGCUCAGCUCUCUGUACUGUGCCUGCUUCCUGUCAACCGAUGGUCUGUGAGCCUGUGGUUUGUGAGCCUGUGGUUUGUGAACCUGCUUGCUGCCAGCCGGUGUGCCCGACGCCCAGCUGCUGUCCGUCUGUCUGCUCUGCAGCCAGUAGCUGCCAGCCAGUCUGCUGUGACUCCAGUCCCUGUGAGCCACCUUGCUCAGAAUCUAGUGCUUGUCAGCCAGCCACCUGUAUGGCUCUAAUGUGUGAGCCUGUUUGUCUCCGUCCUGUCUGCUGUGUUCAGAGCCCUUGUGAACCACCAUGUGGCUCUAGCAGCUGCCAAGACUCCUCAUGUGGUGUCUCCAGUAUUUGCCAACCUGUCUGCCCUGAGUCCAGUCCUUGCCUGCCAUCGGUGUGUGUGCCUAACUCAUGUCAACCUUCCUGCUAUAUAGUCAAACGCUGCCGUUCUGUCAGCUGUGAGCCUGCUUCCUGCCCAUCUACCUCCUGCCAACCUCUCUGCUGCCGUCCAGGGUCCUCUGCAUCUGCCAUCUGCCAACCAGCUUGCCCUCCGCGAACUUACUACAUACCCAGUUCCUGCAAGCCACCUUGCAGUCCAAUUUCCUGUCGCCCCAUCUGCCGCCCCAUCUGUUCUGGACCCAUCACCUUCAGGCAUUCUUUAGGGCCAGCAUCCAUGAAAACAGGCUGCAUGGUCAGUCAGAGGAGUCUCCUUUUUGCCACCAGAGAAGAUUCGGGAGAGGAGCCAGAGCAGAUUCUUUGGCCAGCUUCUCCUUCCUCUUCCCAACCUGGUUAA
Arvicola amphibius (Eurasian water vole) is the source of this 1329-nucleotide messenger RNA. Its product is annotated as keratin-associated protein 16-1-like. NCBI's taxonomy places the organism in Eukaryota, Metazoa, Chordata, Mammalia, Rodentia, Cricetidae. The record is from RefSeq and is a predicted model, not a curated record. Gene Ontology annotation, cellular component: keratin filament.